CCUGUACAUUAGCUUAGUACUUGACAAUCAUCACAAGAGCCGAUCUGUCGUGGAAAAGCUGGUAUUAAAGCUGCGGGCAGAAACAGUGCCUUGCGUGUAGUAUUCACAAACUUCAUGUCGUUCUUGCCUCGGGCUCACUCUAGUACUGGUACCUCACCACGCCUCCUUCUUUGAAACAAGACGCUCAACCAAGCCGUUGGUCGAUUCUCUUACAGACCGCCUCCAGCUAGGUAGUUAUACUGCAGGUAUUGUACAAUACACAAUACAGCAACCAUGGACCACCCGCAGGACCAAGCGCACCGCCGCUCCCUAACCGACCCGGAGUCGUUCUGGGGCCACCAGGCCGAGCAAUUGCACUGGCACAAGAAGCCCUCGUCUGCCCUGGCCCGGACGACCAAGCGGCUCGCACGCAGCGGCGGCGGCGUGACACACGCGCACUGGGAGUGGUUCCCCGGCGGCGAGAUCUCGACGUGCUACAACUGCGUGGACCGGCACGUGCUGGCCGGGCGCGCCGACCUGCCCGCCAUCCUCUACGACAGCCCCGUCACGGGCGGCACCAGGCAGCGCCUCACGUACGGCCAGCUGCUCGACGAGAUCGAGGUGUUUGCGGCUGUGCUGAGGGAGGAAGGGGUUAAAAGGGGGGAUGUGGUGCUUGUUUACAUGCCCAUGGUCCCCGCUGCGCUGAUCGGCAUCCUCGCCAUCAACCGGCUCGGCGCCAUCCAUGCGGUCGUCUUCGGGGGGUUUGCUGCGGGUGCGCUGGCCCAGCGCAUCGAGGCGUCACGGCCCGUCGCCAUCCUGACGGCCUCGUGCGGCAUCGACGGGAACAAGCCGCCCAUCCCUUACCGCGAAUACAUCGACGAAGCCAUCCGCAUCUCUUCGUGGAAGCCGCCCAAGAUCAUCGUCUGGCAGCGCGAUGAGCUCCCCUGGCGCCCCAUCCGCAAGCUGCAAGGCGAGAGGAAGUGGCAGAACCUGGUCAAGAGCGCCCGCGCGCGCGGCAUGAGAGCCGAGUGUGUGCCCGUGAAGUCGACCGAUCCCGUUUACAUCAUAUAUACCAGCGGCACAACCGGUCUGCCCAAGGGUGUACUGAGAGAGGCGGGCGGCCAUGCCGUGGGCCUGCACCUGUCUAUCUCCUACCUGUUUGGCAUCCAUGGUCCAGGUGAUGUGAUGGGCUGCUUCAGCGAUAUUGGCUGGGUGGUCUCGCACAGCUACACGCUCUACGGACCUCUCCUCACCGGCGCCACCACGGUCCUGUACGAGGGCAAACCGGUCGGGACCCCUGACGCAUCCGCUUUCUGGCGCAUGGUGGAGGAGUACGAGAUCAACACCAUGUUCACCGCGCCGACCGCUCUCCGCGCCAUCCGCAAGGACGAUCCGGACAACUCGCACAUCGCCCGCAUCGGACAGCGCGGGGGGCUGAGGAGUCUCCGAGCGCUGUUCCUCGCCGGCGAGCGGUCGGAGCCGGCCAUCAUCACCAUGUAUCAGGACCUGCUCAGGCAAUACGGCGCCGAGAACUCGCUCGUGGUCGACAACUGGUGGUCGUCCGAGUCCGGCUCCCCCAUCUCCGGCAUCGCCCUGGUGCCGCACGCAGGCCAACGCCGAAAGACAGGCUUCCUAAAGCAGCAGCCGCCCCUGCCCAUCAAGCCCGGGAGUGCGGGCAAGCCGAUGCCCGGUUUUGAUGUCAGAGUUGUCGACGACGCAGGCCAGGAGCUGCCCCGCGGCAAGAUGGGCAACAUCGUGCUCGCGCUCCCCCUCGCGCCCACCGCCUUUCGCACGCUCUGGGAAGACGAGGAGCGCUUCUAUCGGGGCUACCUCAAGCGCUUCAACGGCAGAUGGCUCGACACCGGCGACGCCGGGAUGGUCGAUGCCGACGGGUACAUCCACAUCAUGGCGAGGACAGACGACAUCAUCAACGUAGCAGCCCACCGCCUGUCGACCGGCGCCCUCGAACAAGCCAUCACCUCCCACCCGCGCGUAACCGAGGCCUGCGUGGUCGGCAUCCCAGACCCGUUGAAGGGGCACCUGCCUUUUGCCUUUGUCGUCACCACCGCCUCUUCUUCUUCCUCUUCUCCUCGCUCAUCUCCCACCGCCGCCGGCCCAGAUCCACAUGAAGAACAGAAAGAGAAAGAAAACCAAAAAAAGCUCUUCGCCGAGAUCCAAACCCUCGUCCGCUCACAGGUCGGGCCCAUCGCCAGCCUGGGCGGCAUGAUCCAGGCGAGCCAGCAUCAGGGGAGCCAGGGCCAGGGGGGGAUGAUGAUCCCCAAGACCAGGUCGGGCAAGACGCUGCGGCGGGUGCUGAGGGAGCUGGUGGAGAACGCGGUGCGCGGGGAGUUUGACAAGGAGGUUAAUGUGCCGAGUACCGUGGAGGAUGCUAGCGUCGUGGAGGUUGCGAGGCGGAGGGUUAGGGCGUAUUUCACCGAGGGGGAGGAGAGGGAGAAGGAGAGGGAGAAGGAGAAGGAGAAGGCUAAGCUUUAGCAUCAGUGUUGAUUGACCCCUUGAUGUAAUUACUAGUAGUACUACUUCUCUCUCUGAUGUGGUGGAGAGGGGAUGGUUCUUUGUUUUCGAAGUUACUACUAGUAUAUGUCAGUUAGUAGGGCUGCUAGAGUAGAGCGGAUGUUCUGGGAUGGCGUGUACCAAAAUCACUUUUUAAAAAGGGGAUUUUACUUCAAAAAAGAAGAGAUGCCAUUAUGUUGUCGCGGACGUGGGUAUGCCUGAACCCAAGCAAGCAAGCAAUGGUACAUACUA
Chaetomium strumarium is the source of this 2742-nucleotide messenger RNA. RefSeq lists its product as uncharacterized. The record is from RefSeq and is a predicted model, not a curated record. NCBI's taxonomy places the organism in Eukaryota, Fungi, Ascomycota, Sordariomycetes, Sordariales, Chaetomiaceae. The coding region runs from base 274 to 2472 and encodes 732 amino acids. Gene Ontology annotation, molecular function: propionate-CoA ligase activity. The transcript has 6 exons.